UGUUUCUGAAUGAGUAGGAGUGAGACUGAGGCAGGGACAAAAAGCUUAAGCAGCAAAAAUGCAGAAACGAGCCCUCACAGCCCUUCGCUUCCUCACCCUCUUGACGGGCUUCCUCAUUAUCUGCCUGGGUGCAGUUUUUGUCUCCACAGACUCUCCACUGAACUGUAGGGGCAGCCUCUUCCUCCCCUAUUUCCUUUUGCCCUUAGGAUUUCUCAUCCUCAUAAGCGGCAUUUUCUGGAGCACAUACCACCAGGCCACCCAAAGCAAGAACAUGUUCAGCGAUGUGUUCCGACAACACCUGGGCUCCGGGGCAGCGCACAUUCAGACAGUGGACAGGUCAGAUUUUUAUCUUCCAUCUUAUGAAGACAGUAUAGAUCCUGAAAAACAGGUCUGCUCAGCACAGGAAGAGCACUCUAAUAUUCCUCCACCAUAUACUGAGAGCUGCCUGGAAUUUAUGGAGGAAACUGACCCCUACAAGGACACCCCACCACCCUAUGAAGUGUCAGAAGUGGAAACGGCAGGGGCAGUGGCUGCGCCAGUCAUAGACAGAGCAACAGCAGAAGUGGCAGCAGGAGGAGGAGAGGAAGCAAGCCAAGAAUGCCUCAGGCACUAAGAGUUCUCAGGCACUUGUGACGCAGCCACACCAGGAGUCAGUUGCUAAUAAUAUGAACUGUCAAGAGACCAUGGAAGGAAAAAAAAAUAUUAUUUAUCCUGGGUUAGAGUUGGUGGAGAAGAGGCUACAUAUGACAGCAGUAGCCUUUGCAAAAACAUGGUAGGGUAUUCUAAAACAUCCCUUCCCGUGACGAUAGAAGUGUGUGGCC
Molecule: messenger RNA, 821 nt
Organism: Tachyglossus aculeatus (Australian echidna)
Lineage: Eukaryota; Metazoa; Chordata; Mammalia; Monotremata; Tachyglossidae
Gene: TMEM252
Product: transmembrane protein 252
Exons: 2
Coding region: 59-613 (184 amino acids)
Source: RefSeq, a predicted model, not a curated record